Molecule: messenger RNA, 889 nt
Organism: Pezoporus flaviventris
Lineage: Eukaryota; Metazoa; Chordata; Aves; Psittaciformes; Psittacidae
Product: interleukin-36 receptor antagonist protein-like
Exons: 5
Coding region: 302-880 (192 amino acids)
Biological process (GO): positive regulation of gene expression; cellular response to lipopolysaccharide; inflammatory response to antigenic stimulus
Molecular function (GO): interleukin-1 receptor binding; cytokine activity
Source: RefSeq, a predicted model, not a curated record
ACCCCGGGACACGGCGGGACACGGGCACCGGGUGAGGUUUCACCAUCCCCGGCCCUGCCCAAAGCGGUACCGCCCAAGGCCAGGGCCGGGCUCUGCUCCCCCGCUCUAUAAGAGCCGGAGCCACAUCCCGGGACACGCUCGGGAACGCGGGGAAUCAUCGGGAACCGCCCGAUCGGGAACGAGCCGGGUCCUGCCCGGCAGCGGCUGCAGCGCGUUCACUCUGGAGCCGACUGAGAGCAGCGGCCGCGGGGCCGAGGGGCCCCGGGGACCCCAGGAGGGGUCCUGGCCCCUGCAGCACCCGAUGGGGGUCUCGGCGGAGCCGGGCGCGGGCCCCGGAGCCGCGCCGGAGUCUGUCAUCGACCCCGACAUGGAGGCCUUGUUCGAUGAGUUCCUGGGGAAAGAGCUCUCGCCGGAGCUGACGGGGCCCUCGGCGGCGCCGCCGCUGCCCCGGGGCCGGCCCCACCACUUCGUGCUGCGGGACACGGAGCAGCGCGGGCUCUGCCUGCGCGGGGGGCGCCUGGUGCCCACCCCCCUGCAGGGAGCCAGCGCCGACCAGGAAGAGAUCUUCAGUGCGGUGCCCAACCCGCACCUGGAGCGCCGGCGCUGCCCCCUCAUCGUGGGCAUCCGGGGGGGCAGCCAGGCCCUGUCCUGCACCCCCGGCCCCGAGCCCCGCCUGCAGCUCGUGGACGCGGCGCUGCUGGAGCUGUUCUCGCUCGGGGCGGGGGCCUCCCCCUGCACCUUCUACAAGAGCUUCGGGGGCUCCACGCACAGCUUCGAGGCGGCCGCGUGCCCCGGGGCCUUCCUCAGCACCGCGGGGGGGCAGGAGCUGGGCCUGGCCCCCCCCCACGGCGCCACCGGCUUCUACCUGCACCGCAGGUGACCCCCGGCG